Molecule: messenger RNA, 1051 nt
Organism: Cylicocyclus nassatus
Lineage: Eukaryota; Metazoa; Nematoda; Chromadorea; Rhabditida; Strongylidae
Source: the annotation of a GenBank genome assembly
CGUUUUCAAAGGAAAGGUCAUGAUCGACCGUAAAGAUGUUGAUGUGGCUAUAAAGAUAUGCCACCCAACGACUGAGAAGAUCUCACCUGAGCAAUUACUUGAAGCGAGAACAAGCAUGAUUAAGGAGGCGAAACUUAUGGCAGAAUACAACGAUCCAAACAUUAUUAAGUUCUAUGGAAUUGCAUGUGAUAGGCCUCCACUGAUGAUUCUCAUGGAGUUAUGUUCUGGAGGAAGCUUAGAUAAUUUGUUGCGGAAACGAGGAAAGGACAUCAGCGAUACGGAAAAGAGCAUAUAUUUGUACGAAAUAUCUUGUGGCAUGCGGUACUUGCACUCGAUGAACUGCGUUCACCGAGAUCUAGCUGCGAGAAAUUGCUUGAUUUCCAGUAAUGGCAUUGUGAAAGUCGCUGAUUUUGGUUUGAGCGUCAUGCUGGAGAAGGGGAAGACCAUGUGCAAGACAAUAAUAAAGGAAGCCCCUAUAAGAUGGUUUGCACCAGAAUGUUGCCAUAAAACACAAUCCUUUUCUAAAAAGACAGAUGUUUGGGCAUUUGGUACCGUUAUAUUUGAAGUGUUUAGUAAUGGAAGCAAGCCAUUUGUUGGAGUGGAAGACCUAGAAAUAAUUAGAGCCAUAAGAAAGGUUGAAAUGCCGGCUCCACCAGAAGGAACGCCAAAAGAGAUUGCCGCCUUACUCAAGCAAAUCUGGGUGCUGAAACCAGAUGAACGGCCAUCAUUUUAUUCGAUAGGAAAACGAUUGCGAGAGCAUAUCUCAAGCAAGCCGAAAAUUGAUCCGAUCGCCAUGAUUGUAAAUCAACUGGAAGGGGUCAAAAGGACUGUGGCAUUGUUUGAGGAUACGCAGAAAACAGUAACUCUGGACUCUUCACUUGUUACCAAUUAUGAGGUUUGCAUACUAACUUUGCAAUUCAAGCGUUAUGAAGCUCUCUACAGCCACCAAAACCAUGAAAGCACUCGAGCUUCUUUAUCUGUCUACAACUGCCUAGCAUUUGCAAGUAAAAACGAAAUUGACAAACUCUCUCAUCUAAAUUAUAAUUAUUAA